Acanthosepion pharaonis is the source of this 2472-nucleotide messenger RNA. The record is from the annotation of a GenBank genome assembly. Lineage: Eukaryota; Metazoa; Mollusca; Cephalopoda; Sepiida; Sepiidae.
AUGGCGCUCAGACCGUUCGUUACCGUGCAUGCCGGCGCCGGUUUUCAUUCGGUUGCUAAAGAAGCUGAUUAUGUGGCUAUCUGUAAAGCUGCAUGUGAACGUGGCCUUUCUGUUCUGGGAUCCAAUGUGCCGGCCCUUGAUGCUGUUGUGGCGGUUAUGAUGUGCCUGGAAAAUGCGACAUGCACGAAUGCUGGUACCGGGUCCAACCUGACCUUGUAUGGCACAGUGGAAUGUGAUGCUUCAGUCAUGGAUGGACGGACCACGGCUUUUGGGGCGGUCGGAGCUGUCCCUGGUAUAAAAAACCCUGUUUGCCUUGCUAAAAGGCUGAUUGAGGUUCAGGCUGAAGGUUUAUCCUUAGGUAGAAUUCCUCCAAGCCUUCUUGUGGGACAAGGUGCCCUGGACUGGGCUAUCCAACAAGGAUUUUCGAGUGUUGCUGGCAGCGAAUUGGUUACUGAAUCUUCCGACAAGACUUAUCGAAAGUACAAAAAGAGAUUGUUACGACUACAUUUCGAUCAGGAAUCUAGAAAGGCGUGCAAGUCUAUAAAAGCUCCAUCUUCUUGGCAAGAAGAUACGACUCAAACAUUUGAUAACGAUAUUUUCUGUAAUAGCAGUCGUCAUGUUGCAGUGGAUGAAGCAGGAAAUCCGAAAAGACAAAAAGUGAACUCGCUUCUUUCCGAAGAUGAUGAUGUAUCUUUUGGGCCUCUUCAAGCUACCCCGUCUGUUAAUCCGCAGGAAAAGUUAUUACCCAACCAUUUAUUAAGUGAAAAUUUCCUUUCAGAUCGACCAAUUGACUGCUCAACAACUGACGACUCCAACACCGACAGAGGCAAUUUUUCUCUAGAAGCAAAUUUAUCCAAACAUUUGGACACAGUCGGGGCCAUGUGUGUUGAUUCUCAUGGUAACAUCGCUUGUGCUGUAUCGAGUGGGGGCAUCGCCCUGAAGCAACCGGGUCGCCUUGGAUCGGCCGCUUCCUUCGGAGCCGGGUGUUGGGCCUUAAACCAAAAUGUGAACACUCCUGGAAUUGGUGUUGUCACUUCGGGUACCGGCGAACACUUGAUACGAACUAAUUUUGCCAAGGAGUUCGCUGAUUCUCAAGUUUCAAGUGAAUUUGCCUACAAACAAUGCAUGUUGCCUUUCCCCUUGCUUCACUCUUCAUAUGGUCUUCUUCCAUUCUCACGUUGCCUUCUUUCCUUCUUCUCUCUUCAUCUUAUUUUCUUUAUAUUCUCAUGUUGCCUUCCUUCCUCUCUCUUGAAGCUGCCUUCCUUCCAUUCUCAUGUUGCCUUUCUUUCUCUCUCACCAUGUUGCCUUCUCCCCACUCUCUUCAAACUGCCUUUCUUUGAUUCUCAUGUUACCUUUCUUCCUUCCUCCCUCUUCAUCUUGCCUUCCUUUAACUCUCUUCGUAUUACAGUCAAGGAUGCACGCAAAUCUAUGAACCAUAAUCCAAAUGACCUGAACAAAAGAUACGAAGCUAUUCCUAUUUUGAAAGAAGCUUCCAAGUUUCUCGGAGAAUACAAAAAUAAGAUGACAAAAGCAAGGCUUGGAGUCCGAGAAGCAAACCAAAUACGAGAGUUAGAAGAAUGGGCCAUGUUGAAUGUAAACAACAUAGAAAGGAUGUUGGAACCUUACCUCGUGGCAGCUUAUAAUCGGACCCGAAGUUUUUCUGAUGAUGUUGGCGUCACUGAUCGCUUCACAGGUUUUCGACAAAAUCUGACACGGGGGUCAAAGAAACCUUUUGUCUAUGAGCCGAGUUGGUUGAGGGACAAAGUCCUUAAAACAACCCCAAAAGACCCUGAUUCUGUCUUGUUUGGCUAUCACCCUGAACGUCUUGGCAACCAGUUGAUGCUUCCUCCAAUUACACACAAUGUUAACAUUUCAUCAGCACAUGGAGUACCAGCUUUUCGGCACUAUGACAUUGCUUCUGAAGAAGAAGGAGGAUCAUGCAUUUAUGGUGGCCCAAUUGAAAAGCUCAAUGCAACAGUGGAGAAAAAAACUGGAAUUUUAGGCACAAACCUCAGAAUUGGUGGCAUUUUACCCCCUGAAAGAGUCACUAGAGGUUAUUUGACAAUUGAUAGUUUAUACCCAGGCAAUACAGCUGAAUACAAUGAAAAUAUUCCUUGCAAAAGUCAGUUGAUGAAUUUGGCAUUAGACAAAAGUAGAGAUACAAAGCAAUUGCAGGAAAGACCAGAAUCCGUUUCCUUCAAUAAACCCCAGGAUCUGGAAACAAUCCAGAAAUCAGUAGGUCUGGAUCCAAAUCCUAAUUUUUCUACUGAAUACAAAUCCAAUUACAAAAAGCCUUUUGAUGAUUUCCCUGGAGGAAACUUUGUGAUCAAUCCUUCUCCCAAUCUCUACUUGAAUGGACGCUCAUAUUUGCCAACAGAAUCCAUAGAACUUACGACAGAAUAUCAGACAAGAUUCAACUGGCCAGACAAACACAAUAUGUACCGUCUACCAUGGUUAAAUUAUAGUUGUUAA